GCCUCGAGCUAACUCAUGCUAACCCACGUAGCAAAGCAGCAGCGACUCUCACUCAGUUACUUUACUAUGAGUUUACGGAGGGUUUCACUUUCCUCGUGCAGGUCAGAGCUUGUCAGAUGAACUUUGACAUCCCGAGGGCUAAAAAUACACAGUCACCGAGUUAGAGCUGCUGUGGCUAAUGUUAGCUGACGUUUGCUAACUGCAGCUAACGAUAGCAGGCAGCUGUAGCAGCAGCUGCUAGUGUGGGCACCACUGUGAAAAUGGCUGAGGCAGUUGCAAACGUGGCCCGGAGGAUUAAUGCAACGGUAGAGGAGGGGAAAGAUAACUUGGAUCUGUCAAACUGCAAGCUCAUUUCUUUCCCAGACGGUGUGUUCAAGGUCCUGAGGAAUGUGUCCGAUAACAUCCGCGUUGUCACGUUGGCUGACAAUGAGAUGAAGGCCAUUUCCAGCAAGUUCUUCUCAACCUUCACUCAGCUCAGAGAGCUGGACUUGCACGGUAAUGUCCUCACCAAACUGCCUGACACCGUGGGAGAAAUGGUGCAUUUGACCAGCAUCAAUCUGGCCAAUAACAGCUUCUCCGCCUUCCCUGAUAAGCUCACUGAGAUAGUCACACUGGAGAGGAUUAACCUGGAGGGAAACAGCAUCACUGAAAUUCCUUUGGAGAAGUUGUACAACAUGCCGGCACUAAAGUGGCUGAACAUGAAGUCAAACCCUCUGGACUCAAACACUCAGUCUGUCCUGCAGUCUCCACAUAAGUUUGACAUUUUGUGCACAACAGAGUCAGAGAAAUGAGAGAUGAUUCUGUAAACCACAUUUAGACUGCAUGCUGUGUGCCUCUAAUUACUUCAGUGGGAUGCCUCCGUGUGCCUGAGAGAUGAGAAACAAAUAAAACUUGAAGGCAUCACAAUGCUGUACAAGAAAGAAGAAAACAAAGGUGUGUAAGGAUGGAAUCCUCAGCUCUCGAGUGUGGCGUUUACUUUGUCCUCUCUGAACCAGAAAGGGUUGAGAUGAUCAUUAUGCACCAUUUGAUCUUUGCUCUCAUUUGAGAUACUUGCAAUUAUUUAUUACUUUUGAUAGUAUGAACGUUUUCAAUUAAAGCCUUUAAACAAGAAACUA
Messenger RNA from Paralichthys olivaceus (Japanese flounder), 1115 nucleotides. It is a transcript of the gene lrrc20, whose product is annotated as leucine rich repeat containing 20. NCBI's taxonomy places the organism in Eukaryota, Metazoa, Chordata, Actinopteri, Pleuronectiformes, Paralichthyidae. The record is from RefSeq and is a predicted model, not a curated record. Gene Ontology annotation, molecular function: protein binding.